UAUUUUUUUUUUGUUUAAGCUUGUGUCUGAAAAGAUCGAUUCAACAAAUUCAACAACUCUCAAAUUUGACUUUGCAAUAGAAGAAAGUAUUGGAGCUAAUACGACAAUUACAGUUAUAUCGAGAUUAUACCAAGAACUACACCUUGAAGUUUCUGGACCAAAUGGAUUCACUCAAGCACUGUCCAUGAACGGAACGCAAGUAACGAUGCUUAUUAAUGGUAUAGCCGAGGCGGGGUUAUAUCUAUUGACAAUAUCAAUGUCAAACCCCGAUCAAACUAUUGAAUAUUAUGUAAGUUCAACGCCUACAAAACCUGAUAUCAUCAAAAUCUCAACGCAACUUUCUGCGUCAAAGAUUGACGUUUCUUCUGGCGACGUCCCGGUAGCGUUUGCUACUGUUACGAAGGGAUACUCACAAGUAAUCAAUGCAUCGGUAAAAGCACAUAUUGAAGCUGAUAAUAAGCGAUGUACAUUGUCACUUCUCGAUAAUGGACAUGAUCCUGAUGCAUUUGUCGAUGAUGGUGUUUACUCCGGAUACGUGUUUCCUCGUUGUUUAGACUCUGGACGCGUCAACAUUAAGGUUUAUGCAUCUGGACAAAAGGGCAUGACUCGAAUUUCUAGAAAGGUUAUUGGUGCCCCAUCAGUGAUUGAAGAAGAUGAAGAUGAGCCCGAACCUUUUGAUGAAUCAUUUCAACGGGUUCAAGUAAUGGAAGAAUUGUACGUUACUAAAGAUAUCAAUGACGAAGAUUUUACUGAUGUUGUCGCCCCUGGACGAAUUACUGAUGUUGGUAUAUUUCACAUUGUAAAAGAAACAUCCGUGUACGGAGAGAAUAGAAAUUUCACAAUAAGUUGGACUGCAACCGGUGAUGAUAGAAAUCAGGGACGCGCAUCAUCUUAUAUAAUGCGGGUUUCUGAUGACUUCGAUGCGCUUUUAAACAAUUUUGAUUCAGCUGCCAUUUUGAACAUGACAAACACAAGUCUUAUACCUCAAGAGGCUGGUCAAACGGAAGCAAUAAAGUUUGUUGUAGACGCUGAAAAGUCCUACACCGAGACUACAUUUUUCGCUAUACAAGCAGUUGACGAUGCUGGAAACCGAGGGGCAGUGUCAAAUAUCGUCUCUAUAGUAGUUGCAAAAGGAUAUCGUCUGAAAGCAGAGCCAGGAACAUUGAAUAUUAAAAGUGAUGAAAUAGCUACAAUUGCAGAAAAUGACAGUAUCGCGGGCAUAAUUGGGGGCACUGUUGGCGGAACAAUAUGUGGUCUGAUAAUAUGCGUUAUGAUUGUGCUAUUGAGGAAACGUCUGAGAUCAAAGAGUGUUAAGAAUGACAUCGCUUAAGAAGAAUAUGUACGAAGAAUGGAGUUUGACACUUGAAUGAGGGGAAAAAUUAACAAUUUUGAAAAAAAAAUGGUUCAAAUGAUUACACAAUUCAUUUUCCGUCAAUAUAUUAAUCAUCAUUUACAUUUAACAAAAUUCAAAAUCAUCAUAUACAAUAUCCGCAUAAUCCUAAUUAACAACACAAUCAUCUUCAGUAUAAGAACUUAGUCUACCGUAAUUCUAUAGCUGUAUAUCAAAUUAUCUAUCGAAUUUUGUCAUAUCUUUUUCUGUUUCCCAACGGAGACGCAACGGAUACGCAUAUAAAGUUGCCCCUUCAUUCGUCAGACUGUGGUCCGGAUUAUUACUUAUCAACCUCUUGUCUAAAGUUUCUAAGGACAUUUUCACUGACAGGAUUAUCAACGUUAUAAUUUAGUUUAAUAGGUUUUUUCUCAACAUCAGAUGCGUCAAUGUCUUUUUAUUUUCAACUAUUUUGCUUUGCCUUGUCUUAGCAGCAUCAAGUACCAGAAAUUCAAUAUUCUUUUUCUUCUUGUUUCUCUACCAGCAGUCAACAGCAGUAAAGAAUACAUUACUUAUUUACUGUUCAAUAUAAAAAUUAGAAUAAUAUAGUUACGUUCACGGUAUUUCAGUUUGAUUCCUUUCGAACGAGGUAUUCAUCAAUUUUCUCUGAUUGUGAUAUACAAUACACCUUUCUUGCUCUCAAUACUGAAUAAAUACCACCGUUAUUUGUUAUGCAAAUAUCACUAUACUAUCUAAGACUUCAUUCACAGGAAAAACGCACGUGGUGACUUUGAUAUUCCUAUCAUUUGUUAAUAGUGGUAUACAAUCGCACACCUUCAUGGGGUUUUCAAAGCCUUAUAAUAAUAUUAAGUUAAAACGUAGGUAUUUGUGGUCAAAUAAUAUUGAAAGAGAUGUAUUAAUUGCAGUUAAAUAAUUAUAGCUGUACAUUAUCGACAUUAUUCCAUUAAAGACAAUCUUAGAGAUCUUUGUACAACACUGUAAAAAGAUUAUUAUGAUUCUGGAAAGUUUUCCUCAAGUGAGAUGUUAAUGGCUAUGAAUGAAUAAAGUAACAUUUUCAUGUUAUAACAUCAUUUUAUGCUAAGAGAUUUUAUCAUUGUACAUGUUUUAAGUGUUUUUUAACUUAUCAAUGGAAGGGAUAUCUUUAAUGCAUGAUCGUUUUAGGCUUCAUAUUGAAUUUUUGUGUAAAACAUUGGGCAUACUUUUUAAAAAAAAAUUUGCAAGAACACUUACCGAAGGUGUGACAUCUUGAAAAUUAGAUUCCUUCAACUUUCUCCGCCUACUAUGGAAUAUAGUGCGUAGCAUACUGGCUGCGAAAGUAUUUUCAUCACUGUAUGAUUUCCAUGUUUUACAUACAAUAUGAAUAAAAGCCGAUACCUGUU
Ruditapes philippinarum (Manila clam) is the source of this 2727-nucleotide messenger RNA. Its product is annotated as calcium-activated chloride channel regulator 1-like. NCBI's taxonomy places the organism in Eukaryota, Metazoa, Mollusca, Bivalvia, Venerida, Veneridae. The coding region runs from base 185 to 1330 and encodes 381 amino acids. The record is from RefSeq and is a predicted model, not a curated record. The transcript has 6 exons.